Messenger RNA from Jaculus jaculus (lesser Egyptian jerboa), 1413 nucleotides. RefSeq names its product matrix extracellular phosphoglycoprotein (gene Mepe). Gene Ontology annotation, biological process: biomineral tissue development. The transcript has 2 exons. Gene Ontology annotation, molecular function: extracellular matrix protein binding. Bases 1 to 1413 code for a protein of 470 amino acids. Lineage: Eukaryota; Metazoa; Chordata; Mammalia; Rodentia; Dipodidae. The record is from RefSeq and is a predicted model, not a curated record. Gene Ontology annotation, cellular component: extracellular matrix.
AUGCUCCUUGUCUAUGUUGGAUUGCUCCUUUACAGUGUGACCUGGGCAGCACUAGAAGAAACAAGCAAUGCUAACAUUGCUCUUCACCAUGUUGACAAGAUAAAACAUCAAGAGCCAACACAUUCAGAAAUCCAGGGAAGAGAGAAACAGCUGGUCCUUUUUGAGGCCAAUAGAAACCAUCAAAGUAAUGAAUCCCCCACUCUUACUGCAAAGAGAAAGACGUUGUGUGAAGACUAUGGUGCCAGCCAGCAAGGGAACGCCUGCAGCAAUUUAACGAUGCCCACGGUUCCUGAAUCCCCAGGAGACAGAGGGACUGAGGGUGGGAACGAUGCUCUGGGCCAUGUGAAUGAGCGGGAAGAGUUUGGAGCAGUUCUGAGGAGCAACGAGAAGCAUAUGAAGAGACCAGUAAUGGGCACUGACCUGUGGACGGGCAAACACCAGGAGAAGGAACCUUGGGAUGCUCUAAGCACAGUUCGGGCAGGUGUCAAACAGUCCCAUCAGAUCCGACGAAGCACUCAAUACCUAAAACAGCGAAACUCCAAAAAGCGGAAGAUCCCCAGUGACUUUGAAGGCAGUGGUUCCCCAGACAUACAAGAGAGGGGAGACAAUGAUAUUUCUCCCUUCAGUGGGGAUGGACAGCCUUUUAAGGACAUUCUUGGCCAAGGAGGGGCUGUUGGUCCUUACCUAGAAAGCAUCGCUAGUGAGACAGACCCUGGGACAGCUGAGCUGGUUAACUCUCACACGAGCAGGGGAGGCUCUAAUGAGAUCCCAGGGAGAGAAGGACAUGGUGGACAAGCCUUUGGAACCAGGGUGGGAACUGUACAGGAGGCAGGUGCUGCUGGUCCGGGCCUGGGGGAGGGCAGUAACGACAUCAUAGGCAGUACCAAUUUUAGGGAACUCCCCGGGAAAGAAGGAAACAGAGUGGAUGGUGGCAGCCAAAAUGCUCACGGAGGGAAAGUCGAGUUUCAUUACCCACAGGUGCCCUCGAAAGAGAAGAUGAAGGAGAGAGACCAUGAUAACACGGAGAGUGCCAAUCACAAUGAAAUUCCUAAGAGUGGCAGAGGUACUUCCCGAAAGGGUACUGGAGGAUCUAAUCAGAAUGAAAAACAGAGCUUUUCCAGUACAGGCAAAAGUCAGGGCCGGCUUACGCCUUCUCAUGGUCUCCAUAAUGAAAUUAAAAAUGAAAUAGAUUCCCACAAUGGCCCCGAUAAUAAGGGAAGUAUAAUAACACUGGGCAGGAAAGACCAUUAUGUUCCUCACAGACAAAAUAAUUCUCCACGGAGUAAGGGGAUGUCCCAAUGGAGACACUCCUGGCGUUACCGAAAGCCCCAUUCCAGCAGGAGCCCCCCUAAAAGGGAAGACAGCAGUGGGUCAUCUGACAGUGGCAGCUCAAGCGAGAGUGAUGGUGACUAG